Lactuca sativa (garden lettuce) is the source of this 534-nucleotide messenger RNA. The record is from RefSeq and is a predicted model, not a curated record. NCBI's taxonomy places the organism in Eukaryota, Viridiplantae, Streptophyta, Magnoliopsida, Asterales, Asteraceae.
AUGCAUUCUUUGGUCCAGCUGGUGCAAAACAAUGAAAUCAAUGUGUUAUACCAGUCGCCGGUAUUCAACGAUAUCUACCUUGGAAAGUUGCAUGAUGUACCUUUUCAAGCAAAUGGGGUAGCAUAUAAGCAUGGAUACUAUCUUACUGGCGAUAUAUAUCCUCCCUUGUCUGUUUUUGUGAAAUCGUUUACAUGUCAUAAUGACCCGAAAAGAAAAAAGUUUAAAGAGGCGCAAGAGUCAGCUAGGAAGGAUGUGGAGCGAACAUUUGGUGUACUUAAGAGACGUUGGCAAACGAAGGAAGAGCGAUAUGCCGAUACAACAAAAAUUAAGUUUUGCCAAAUGUCGAAGGAGGAGCCAUUGCCCCCGUUAGAGUUUCCUCACGAUGAUUUAUUUGACGAUUUAGAUGAGGAUUCUGAUAUGUUCGUCGAGAGUGAAGAUUCUGAUGACGAGAGUGACGCCGGGGAGAAUGAUGAAGACGAUCAAGACGAUGACGAGGACGAUGAGGGCAAUGACGAACACGAUGAUUCCGAGUGA